Quercus robur (English oak) is the source of this 1557-nucleotide messenger RNA. RefSeq names its product protein phosphatase 1 regulatory inhibitor subunit PPP1R7 homolog. Gene Ontology annotation, cellular component: cytoplasm. The record is from RefSeq and is a predicted model, not a curated record. Bases 105 to 1118 code for a protein of 337 amino acids. Gene Ontology annotation, molecular function: cytoskeletal motor activity; protein binding. The transcript is spliced from 7 exons. Lineage: Eukaryota; Viridiplantae; Streptophyta; Magnoliopsida; Fagales; Fagaceae.
AGAGAGAGGGGUAGCUGGCUAUCGCGGUGCGCGCCGAACCAGAACAAUUACCAUUACAAUUACAAUUACAAUUGCAAUUACAAUUACAAUCGAAUUAGUCUGAGAUGGAGGCAACACGAACACCAGCGGCAGCGGGUUCGGAUCCUGUGGUGGAGGAGGAGGAGGAGGAUGAUUCUUCCUCCACAGUCCUCGACCUCACCAGCUUCCAGCUCCACGAUCUCGAGUCAGUCGAGUUGCCCCUGAGUCUCACUGAGUUGGACCUCACUGCGAACCGUUUGUCCAGCUUGGACUCUCGGAUUGGGACCCUCUCCAACCUCAAAAAGCUCUCGUUCCGCCAAAACCUAAUCCACGAUAACGCCCUCGAACCCAUCUCUCGUUGGGACGCCUUGUCGGCUCUCGAGGAACUGGUGCUUAGGGAUAAUAAGCUGAUGAAAAUUCCUGAUGUCAGUAUAUUUAAGAAGCUUCUGGUUUUCGAUGUUUCUUUCAAUGAAAUUACUUCCUUACAUGGGCUGUGCAAGGUCUCCAACACACUCAAGGAACUCUAUGUAUCCAAAAAUCAAGUUAGCAAAAUAGAGGAGAUUGACCACUUCUAUGAUCUGCUCAUUCUCGAACUUGGCUGCAACAGAGUACGGGUAAUGGAGAACUUUCAGAACUUAACAAAUUUACAGGAGUUAUGGCUGGGACGAAAUCGCAUCAAAGUAGUAAACCUAUGUGGUUUAAAAUGCAUCAAGAAGAUUAGCUUGCAAAGCAAUCGUUUAACUUCUACGAGAGGAUUUGAGGAUUGUGUUGCCCUUGAAGAACUAUACUUGAGCCAUAAUGGUAUUGCUAAGAUGGAAGGCCUAUCAUCUUUAGUCAACCUCCGGGUUUUGGAUGUAUCAUCAAAUAAGAUAACACAAGUGAAUGACAUUCAAAACCUGACACAGUUAGAAGAUCUAUGGCUUAAUGACAAUCAAAUAGAAUCAUUUGAAGACCUUGCUGAGGCUGUUGCUGGUUCAAAAGAGAAGCUCACCACUAUCUACUUAGAGAACAAUCCAUGUGGCAAGACUCAAAACUAUUCUGCCACACUGAGAGGAAUCUUCCCAAACAUCCAACAAAUUGAUUCUGAUGUAUUUGCUUAAAAGGGUUUUAAUGGAAUGUUGCUGCCUUCAGCUAAUAGGUUGAGUGUUCACCAAUCAGGCUUGCAGGCAAAAUGAGGUUUCAGAGGUUACUUAAAAGGAAUAGUGGUUUGAUAGGAACACCCUUGAUACAGGGAAUUGUAUACUGAUCAAGCAUGGGAUAUUCUAGACUCAUAUGCUUGCUCAUUGGUUAUGAGGCAUAUAAGAUGCUUUUAACUAAUGUUUCUUGAGACCACCUUCUUCUUCCUCAUUUCCUACUGGUCAACUUUUGAGUUUAAAGUAAAUUUGUUUCUUUGUUAUGGUUGUUUUUAGCAACUUUUUUUAGUUAUUCUGUUAUGGACGAGGAUGUAUGAUGAAAUGCUCUGACCGCAUAAAGAUGUAAUUAGUAUUCGAAACUUCAUUUGGAGGAUCUAUAAAGAUUUAUUUAACACCGGUUCCAGAA